Messenger RNA from Sciurus carolinensis (gray squirrel), 7913 nucleotides. It is a transcript of the gene Atp10a, whose product is annotated as ATPase phospholipid transporting 10A (putative). Gene Ontology annotation, molecular function: ATP binding; ATP hydrolysis activity; ATPase-coupled intramembrane lipid carrier activity. The transcript is spliced from 21 exons. Lineage: Eukaryota; Metazoa; Chordata; Mammalia; Rodentia; Sciuridae. Gene Ontology annotation, biological process: phospholipid translocation. Bases 257 to 4753 code for a protein of 1498 amino acids. Gene Ontology annotation, cellular component: plasma membrane. The record is from RefSeq and is a predicted model, not a curated record.
GCUGGCGGGCGCGAGUACAAGGGGGCUCUGUGCCUCGCAGCACCCGGGCCCCGCCCGCGCCCUGCUGGGACUGCAGACCGGCGGCAGGGGGCUGGACUCGGACAGGGCGGGCUGGGCGGGGCAGGCGGCUAGCUGACCGCGAUCUCUGUGCGUCCCGCAGGCGGGGAUCCCGCGCCGCCGCGCCCGGGUGGCCGGCAAUGAUCACCUAGGAGGCUGGCGCUAGCGGCGGAGGAGCCGGGCGCGGCGACACGCGGCCAUGCAGCGGGAGUCGGAGUCCACCGAGGAGCCCGAGCCCCCGGGGCGGCGGCGGCGCCGCCGGGAGGGCAGGACGCGCACGGUGCGCUCCAACCUGCUGCCGCCCCCGAGCGCGGAGGACUCUGUGGCUGGUGCCACCAAGGGCGAGCGGCUGCAGCGGCUCGGGUGUGUCCAGCACGUGGCAGACAACCGGCUCAAGACCACCAAGUACACGCUGCUGUCCUUCCUGCCCAAGAAUCUAUUCGAGCAGUUCCACCGCCUGGCCAACGUGUACUUUGUCUUCAUCGCGCUGCUCAACUUCGUGCCGGCGGUGAACGCCUUCCAGCCUGGCCUGGCGCUGGCGCCCGUGCUGUUCAUCCUGGCGGUCACGGCCUUCAAGGACUUGUGGGAGGACUACAGCCGCUACCGCUCGGACCAUGAGAUCAACCACCUGGGCUGCCUAGUCUUCAGCAGGGAAGAAAAGAAGUAUGUGAACCGAUUCUGGAAAGAAAUCCAUGUGGGAGACUUUGUGCGUCUUCGCUGCAACGAGAUCAUCCCUGCGGACAUUCUGCUGCUCUCCUCCAGUGACCCUGAUGGGCUGUGCCACAUCGAGACUGCCAACCUGGAUGGAGAGACCAACCUGAAGCGACGGCAAGUGGUUCGUGGCUUCUCAGAACUUGUCUCCGAAUUCAAUCCUUUGACGUUCACCAGUGUAAUCGAGUGUGAGAAGCCAAACAAUGACCUGACUAGGUUUCGUGGUUGCAUCAUACACGACAAUGGAAAGAAGGCUGGACUGUAUAAUGAAAACCUCUUGCUGCGAGGGUGUACCAUCAGGAAUACAGAAGCAGUGGUUGGCAUUGUCAUCUAUGCAGGACAUGAAACCAAGGCUCUGCUGAACAACAGCGGGCCCCGUUACAAGCGCAGCCAACUUGAGAGGCAGAUGAACUGCGACGUGCUCUGGUGUGUCCUUCUCCUCGUUUGUAUGUCUCUGUUUUCAGCGGUCGGACAUGGAUUGUGGAUACAGCGGUAUCAAGAUAAGAAAGCAUUAUUUGAUGUCCCUGAGUCUGACGGCAGCUCUUUAUCCCCAGUCACAGCAGCAGUUUACUCAUUUUUGACAAUGAUAAUAGUUCUGCAGGUUUUGAUCCCUAUUUCCUUAUACGUUUCCAUUGAGAUUGUUAAGGUCUGCCAAGUGUACUUCAUUAACCAGGAUAUAGAGUUGUACGAUGAAGAGACAGAUUCCCAGCUGCAGUGUCGGGCUCUGAACAUCACGGAAGACUUAGGGCAGAUACAAUAUAUUUUCUCAGAUAAAACUGGCACUUUAACUGAGAAUAAAAUGGUUUUCCGAAGAUGCACAGUGUCUGGCAUAGAAUAUUCUCAUGAUGCAAAUGCCCAGCGUCUGGCCAGGUACCAGGAGGCAGACUCGGAAGAGGAGGAGGUGCCCAGGGGGGGCUCAUCCCAACGUGGCAGUAUUGGGAGCCACCAGAGUAUCCGGAUCCUACACAGGAGUCAGAGUACCAAGUCCUACUGGCGCACAGGCAGCCGGGCUGAGGCCAAGAGGGCCAGUGUGCUGUCCAAGCACACAGCUUUCAGCAGCCCCAUGGAAAAAGACAUUACACCUGAUCCAAAGCUGUUAGAGAAGGUAAACGAGUGUGACAAGUACCUGGCCAUCUCAAGGCACCAGGAGCACCCUCUGGCCCAACUCUCUCCAGAGCUGUCUGACGUCUUUGAUUUCUUCAUUGCGCUCACCAUCUGCAACACAGUAGUGGUCACGUCUCCGGAUCAGCCACGCCAAAAGGUGAGGGUGAGGUUUGAGCUGAAGUCUCCAGUGAAGACGAUAGAAGAUUUCCUCCGGAGGUUCACACCCAGCCGCCUGACCUCUGGCUGCAGUAGCAUCGGAAGCCUGGCCACCAACAAGUCCAGCCACAAAUCGGGGUGCAGCUUUAUGUCCACUCUGUCCAACGACAGCAUGCUUUUCAGGCUGGAGGAGAGGCUGGGCCAGCCCACAUCAGCCAUUGCCAGCAAUGGCUACAGCAGCCCUGAAGACAGCUGGGAACCGGAAUACCCCCAGGAGCCUCAGCCAAAGCAGGAGCUGAGGUUUGAGGCCGAGAGCCCAGAUGAGGCAGCACUGGUGUAUGCGGCCAAGGCCUACAACUGUGCACUUGUGGACCGGUUACAUGACCAGGUGUCAGUAGAGCUGCCUCACCUGGGAAGGCUCACCUUUGAACUCCUGCACACACUCGGCUUUGACUCCAUCCGCAAGAGGAUGUCUGUGGUGAUUCGGCACCCGCUCACCGAUGAGAUCAAUGUCUACACUAAGGGGGCUGACUCGGUGGUCAUGGAUCUCCUGCUGCCCUGCUCCUCAGAUGAUGCCAGAGGACAGCAUCAAAACAAGAUCCGGAGCAAAACACAGAAUUACCUCAACCUCUACGCAAUGGAAGGCCUGCGUACCCUAUGCAUCGCCAAGAGGGUUCUGAGCAAAGAAGAGUAUGCCUGUUGGUUGCAAAGCCACUUAGAAGCAGAAUCUGCUGUGGACAACCGAGAGGAGCUCCUUUUCCAGUCUGCCAUUCGCCUGGAGACGAAUCUGCAUCUGUUGGGUGCCACAGGAAUUGAAGACCGCCUACAGGAUGGAGUCCCCGAAACCAUCACCAAAUUGCGUAAAGCGGGCCUACAGAUUUGGGUUCUCACUGGUGACAAACAAGAAACAGCCAUUAACAUUGCAUAUGCCUGCAAACUUCUGGACCAUGACGAAGAAGUCAUCACCCUAAAUGCUGAAUCCCAGGAAGCAUGUGCAGCCCUGCUGGAUCAGUGCCUGCACCACGUGCAGUCCAGAGGUUCCUACACCCCUGAGAAGACCGAAAGCUGUGUGAACGUGGGAUUCUCCUCUCUGUACCUGGCCUCCGCCACAUCUACUGUCUCUGGCCCCAGCCCAAGCCUUGUGAUUGAUGGAAGAAGUUUGGCCUAUGCUCUUGAGAAAAACCUGGAGGACAAAUUUCUUUUCCUCGCCAAGCAGUGCCGCUCAGUUCUCUGCUGUCGGUCAACCCCUCUACAGAAAAGUAUGGUGGUAAAGCUGGUCAGAAGCAAGCUGAAGGCCAUGACCCUGGCCAUAGGUGAUGGAGCCAAUGAUGUAAGCAUGAUCCAGGUGGCGGACGUGGGUGUGGGCAUCUCAGGCCAGGAGGGCAUGCAGGCAGUGAUGGCCAGUGACUUUGCAGUGCCAAGAUUCCGAUAUCUGGAGAGACUCUUAAUUGUCCAUGGACAUUGGUGCUACUCCCGACUAGCCAACAUGGUGCUGUAUUUCUUCUACAAAAACACAAUGUUCGUGGGCCUCCUAUUUUGGUUCCAGUUUUACUGUGGUUUCUCUGCAUCCGCCAUGAUUGACCAGUGGUAUCUAAUAUUCUUUAAUCUACUCUUCUCGUCACUUCCCCAACUUGUGACUGGGGUGCUGGAUAAGGAUGUGCCAGCCCAUGUGCUGCUUUUGAAGCCACAGCUCUAUAAGAGUGGCCAGAAUAGGGAGGAAUAUCGGCCACGUGCCUUCUGGUUAAACAUGGUCGAUGCUGCCUUCCAGAGCUUGAUUUGCUUUUUCAUUCCUUACCUGGCCUACUACGACUCGGAUGUGGACAUGUUUACUUGGGGGACCCCCAUCACGGCAAUCGCACUGUUCACCUUCCUGCUGCACCUGGGUAUUGAAACCAAAACCUGGACCUGGCUCAACUGGACAGCUUGUGUCUUCAGUAUCCUUUUAUUUUUCACUGUGGCUUUGAUUUACAAUGCUUCCUGUGCAACAUGUUACCCUCCAUCUAAUCCUUAUUGGACCAUGCAAGCAUUACUGGGAGACCCCGUGUUCUACUUGAUUUGCCUCAUAGCACCUAUCACUGCAUUGCUACCCAGAUUGUUUUUCAGAGCCCUCCAGGGGAGCCUUUUCCCAACCCAACUUCAGCUGGCACGCCAGUCAGCCAAGAAAUAUCCCAAGAAACCUGAAACUACCAAAGAGACCUUAGCUCAGAAACAUUUCCCGGGAGACCCAAAAACAGAGCUCUCAGAAGGGAUGACCACGAGUCCCUUUGAGACCCUCUCCAAGGACUGUGCCUCAGAAGCUUCUCAACACACACAGCAGCCAUCCUGCUCCCCAAAGACCAACAGGGAGCCCAGCACAGUGGACAUAAGUGUGCCAUUGAGAGAGGACACCGUGCUGGAGGGACAGGGGGCUCAGGCCCCAGGGUCCUCCAGACCAGAUGAGGCUGUUUUGGAAGCAUGUCCUGAGAACUCCAAGAGGAAACCCACCAGUACAAGCCCCACCAGUACAAGCCAGGAAGCCCCCCUACCAUCUCUCUUCAACCUGCCCAGUUUCAGCUCACUCAACUGGAUCUCCUCCCUCUCACUGGUCAGUGGGCUGGGAAGUGUUUUACAAUUAUCCAGAAGUAGUUUACAGAUGGACAAGCAGGAUGGAGAAUUCCUGUCCACCCCCCCACAGCCAGAUCAGGACUUGCAUGGCUUACAGGGACAGGCCACAGACUACUUCUAGGAUCACCUUCAAGGGACUGCAGCAGACUGCAGUCACAGUGAAAACCUUGAAAUGGCCUUUUAUAUAUAUAUGACGUAGGUAUUAAUAUUAUUUAUGUUUAUUAUUUGCACAGAAGAAUUCUAGGGAGAUAUAUUUUUAAAUGUUUCCAGGGGUAACACAGGAAACAAGAGGUACCAAAAAGAAAGUUUAUUUUUUAAAGUUCUAAGUAGAGUAUAUUGAAAAGAAAAAUAAGAGCUUUAACAUAAAUAUAUAUAUAUACAUAUAUAUAUAUAUAUAUAAAGUUGAAAGAAGAAUGACACUCGAAAAGUGUCUUUGAAUUUAUUUUUUCAUCUCAUUUUAUAAGAAAAGGCAAUAUGACUUGUUUUCUUCAACAUGCAUGACCCAUGCUUUCCCCAAGUAUGCUUAUGAUUAAGCCCAAUGAACCUGGGUGGGUGUGGGCAUGGAUGGCAGUGAGGAGAGGUGAUAGAGGGUAGGGCAUGUGACCCCCCAAGACAGAUUCCUUCACUGGCUUCCAAUUCCACCAACCCAGAAGGGCUGUGGCUCUGUUCCAUCCAUAAAGGGGAAAGUGAGAACUCAAGAAAAAUUCAUGUGUGAAGUUCAUUCUGAUGCUCAAUUCAAUGCAGGCAUUUUAUGAAGAUCUCCUUGUAGGUAUGACAGCCCUAUGUAACAUUUUGCCUGUUAAGAUCAUCACAAGCAAUAAAAAAAACUUCACUUUGCAAAGAGAGUGUGUCCAGUCACCACUGUCAUAUGAAGUUAUCAGUAUAUAACCUAAUAGAAUGUGUUCUGGAUACUGCAGGGAACUUCCUUUUAGACACUUUGAAGAAAACAGCUCAGGGACACAUUACCCUGUCACUGCACAGCCCCUUACACUUCAGCUCUCUGAACUGAUAUACCAUCAGCACUAUCCAAACCCUUCCUGCCAAGAGGCUAGAUGUUUUGAGCAAUUAUCUUCAGGCAUUUGUCUGAUGAGCCAUUAUUUCUGUCCCUCUAAAAGAAGAAAAAGAAAGGGGAAAGAUUCUUUUAAAAAUCCAAGAAAAUUAUACCCAAGUGGGAUUUCUUUUCUGAGCCCUCUGUUUCUACUUUUUCAGGCAGUUGUUAAUGUAGUGACCACUCUGCUCAGUAAUGAAGAUAUGAAAUAAAAGCAGACAGUCCGGUUAAGUUAUCAGGACUUCUGGCUCCUGUGGGUGCCUGUUGUCAAGCAUAGCAAUGCAAAAAGAUCAAAAGACCUGAGGACAGCAAAAUUUGGGGAAGAAUGUCUAGUUGUCCAAUGAGUGUGAUUCAUUGCAAGCACCAGAAAACAUACCUCCUUCUAGUCAGAUUGAAAGAGAAGGCAAGAGCUCACUGUCUGCAGGUCCUAAGGAGGAUGGGCUCCAGGUGAUUGGACUCAGCAAUCCAAAUCCAGGGUGUUAUGGUUUGAAAGUAUCCUCCAAUAUUCCUACAGUGGAAACUUAAUCCCCAGUGCAACUGCGUUGGGAGAUGGGGGCUUUGGGGGAGGUUUAGGUCAUGAGGCUUCUGGCCUUACAAAUGGAUUGAUGUUUCUAUCAAAAAGGUUUGUGGGAGUUUGGCUUUCUUUUGUUCUUAUGUCUUCUGCCAUGUGAACAUGCAGCAAGAAAAGCCUUCACCAAACACAAGCAUCUUGAUCUCGAACUUUUCAGAUUCCAGAACUGUAAAAAUAAAUCUGUUCUUUACAGAUUACCUAGUUUCAGGUAAUCUGGUUCAGCAAUGCAAAAUGACUUGAGACACAGAGCUUUUUCCCCCUUAUCUCUUCCUAUAGUUUUUUUUGUUGUUGUUUUGUUUUGUUUUUUGCUGGGAGGGUGGUGGUCAGUUUUGUUCUAAGCCUGCCUUUAUUUUUGGUGAUGCAUUUGUUGGAGUCAUCCCAGAUCGUACCUGCAUAUCAGGUACUAGGUGCCUAGUUUCCUUAGCUUCACCCUGUUUAGGUUGCAUGGAAACUUAAAACCAGUUGCUGCUAUUUUGAUGGGAGUGUGUCCUUUUGAGGAUUCCUUCCUGCAGCUGCCAGUGUCUGGGCUGCAUGACUGUAUGGACAUUCAGAGGAAUAUCCAGGUCCUGUUGGAUGGGGAGACACAAGGGAGGCUGGAGGCAACUUCAGUAGCCAGUGUGGCUGAACCAAAGAUGGCAGUGGUCCUCACCCUGCCUUCCCCCUUCCUGAUGCCCUUCUAUUGUCCUUAGAGUAGCAUAUAUGAAAAGAAUCUCCUUAGGACGGUACCCAAAACUACUAUUUCUUGAAUUAAGCUAAUGGCCAUUAGCACAAAGUAUAAGAAGAACCACAAUCAUAUUAACCUGAGUAUCUGAGAUUUCAAAAUGCCCCCAAUUUCAGAUAUUUUUCCCUCAUAAUCUACCUUUUCUACAAAUGACAUCUUUCCUCUUUAGAUACUUCAACUUAGGUGAUAGAAUGAUCCAGGCAGUGGCUCUGGGAAUAUGCAUGCCAAAACCAGCUUAAAGAAAUAAACAUUGUAAAUGGCAUUGGCAGUUAGCUGCUUUGUAGGAUGAGGAAUAUUUGUAGAAAUUUACAAUAAUAACUUAACACAACCAAGUUUGAUUCAAAUGAACACAUAUAGGAGUGAAUUUUAUGAUUAUCUCAAAAAAAGCAGUGGGUAAAAUAUAUUAUCAAAUACUAAUAACAAAUCUAAAAUCAAUGGGAAUGGAAAAGACAGUAGAAUGAAUUGGAGAUAACUUUCUUAUGUUCAUAUAUGAAUAUACACAACCAGUGUAACUCCACUUCAUGUACAACCACAAAAAUAGGAACUUAUACUCCACGUAUGUAUGAUAUGUCAAAAUACAUUCUACUGUCAUGUAUAACUAAAAAAGAACAAAUUAAAAAAAAAAUCAAUGGGAAGGCUGGCUACCUAAGACUGGCUCUGCUCUUGGCAACAAAAUAUCUGGAUUAGUUGUUUGACACUGUUCAUCAUAGCUUGUUCAAAGUCAAAAGCAAUUUAAUUUAAAUUCUUGGAGGACAGACAUUGUGUCCUGUUUGCCUUGUAUCCCCAGCACUUUGCAAAGAAUCUAGCAGUUUGAAUGCAUUUGGUGAAUUUUGAAUGAAUGCAAGAAUAAAUGGUUAAAAAAAAAAAAAAAAACUAGAGGAGGUUAAGAAAAAUUGCUUAUUACAACUCAUUUACUAGGUGAUAUUUACUGGAAAUUCUGG